CUUCAUGUUCUAGUGUAGUGUUAGUUUUAAUAAACAUAUUCAAGAAAUAUUGUCCAUUUACUACUCAUCUUCAAAGAAGGCACUCAACAAAUUGGCGCAGUCAGUAGGAUGCGAAGAUUGUGACAAAGAAGAAAGAAAAUUGGGUCGACAUCAAAAAUCGAACCCGUUUUCCCCCAAUUGCCACAAUUGAAAUUAAUCUUCAAGAAGUCAAAGAAAAGGGUCGAGAAAUUUUCAUCGAGUAUCCCACAGCUUUGAACGUAAGUGGACAAUCUUUUUCUAAAGCUAUUUUUAAAUCUAGUAGUACGUUUAUCCUGUUGCAUGUUUCUUCGUUCACACGCAAAAAAAAUAAUAAUGACUACUAUCGCUACCACUACACCUACAACCUCCACAACAAUCAUAACAACAUCGCAAAUUCAAAACCCUAUUCCUAAUCGAAAUCAUAACUCUAACAAUAAUAAUGAUAAUAAGGAAAACUCAAACACCAAUGAUACGCCAAUUCAUAACAUGUCUGAUAUCCGGUCAAUCAUUUCUAACGAUUUUGACGGGGACAGAAGCAAACUUUACGAUUUUCUCCAAAAUUGCGGUCAAGCGUGGGCGUUAUGUCGCGGAGACCAAAAAAUUUUAAUAAUCUCGUAUAUGGAAUCUAAACUAAAAGGUGCUGCUAGAGCACAAACCCGAUUUCACAAAUUUUAUUCUUUUAAAGAAUUUCGUGAUUGCCUACUAAAAUUAUUUGGAGACAGACGCGAUUUUUCACAAAUACUAGAAGAAUUAAGUUCGAUUCGACAACAUAGGAAUGAAAGCGUUCAAUCUUACUUUUCGCGAAUAGAAAAUUUGCAAACCUUAGCUUUUAAUAAAAUAUCUUUUCAAGACGAAAAAGAAUCAUGCGGCCGAACAGCAAUGAUUAACGAAAUCGCUCUACAAAGAUUCAUUUUACAUGCUAACGAAGAAAUAUCAAAUGCUUUGAGACGAUCUAAACCACAAAACUUAAACGAUGCGUUAGCUGAAGCCCUUGACGAGGAAAGAUUUUUAAAUGCUCGUAAAUAUAAUUCAUCAGAUUUUUCUGUUAAUAAUAAAUUUUGUUCCUAUUGUAAAGUCAAAGGUCAUUUGUCAAAAGAAUGUCGAAAAAGAAAUGUAGAUCAAAGUCAUUCACCUAAUCAUAGUGUAUCUAAAAAUCAUAAAACAAAAUCAAAUUUUAAUAGUAACUCCAAUUCAAAAUUUUGCCGUUACUGCAAAAAGAACGGUCACUUAAUCGAAGAAUGUAGGAAACGCGAAUAUAAUAAUCAGAAAAAACAAAGCCAAUCCUCUUCAAAUAAUAAUGUCGUUAAUUUAAACUCACAAACGUCCACAGUGAGUGUCGCACUAGUGGACAACCAUUAAAUUCAAAGUUCGACACAACUCGCAAACAAAAUUCCAAAGUUAUCUUCAAACCAAACAAUGACAAAAACUUUGAAAAAUUUAAUAAUUUUAGUAGCCAAUAUCACGAUGAAAUGGACACACUUCUAAAUUCCGAACUUCUUAGCGAACAUUUUUCUCUAAUGUCCCAGUUGAUCGCAGACUUGAAAGAAAGUCUUGAUCUUACUAUUAUUUCAAUUUCUUUUGCAAAAAGUAAUAUACUACAUCCUCAAAUUGUUACUCCGAAAAACCUUAGAAAUGAAUUGAUGAAAAUUGAACUCAGUAAAGAUUUAAAACUACCGAUUCCUCUCGAUCAUUUUAACAACAUUAACAUGUAUUACUCCCUAUGCAAACUAAACGUAGUUAGCUCUAAUAACCUUAUAUUAUUCUCAUUAACAAUUCCUUUAGUUAACAACGUAGAUUUGGACUUAUAUAAACUUAUUCCAUUACCUAUUUCUUUAUCUAAUCCUUAUACCUAUUCAUUUAUAAAACUAUCAGAUCCAUUUUUAAUACUGAGUACUACUAAAAAUAAAUUUAGCAAACUAAAAGAUUUGUCUAACUGUCAAAGCAUAGCCGGAGAUUUGUUUUUAUGUCACAAUACACUCUUAUAUUCAACUUCCGACACAACAAUUUGCGAAGUUCUUCUACGUAUAAGAAAACCCUUGACCAUUCCGGAAAGUUGCGAUAUGAAGACUGUCAAUGCUUCAAUAGAAAUCUAUCACCAAAUCUCAUCUAACGAAUGGUUGUUUAUUACAACAAAACCUGUUGGCGCGGCGAUCAUUUGCGAAGACUCCACGAGUGAUGUAAUUGACAUCAGUUUGGAAAGAACUGGGCUUUUGAAAUUGUCUGCAAGAUGCAAGUGCUUCACUUCAUCAACCACUCUUAUAGCUGUCGCAAAUAAAAGCGGUACUUUUAGAAACCACAUUCCCGAUGUACAAAUUCUCCCUUCGAAUAUCAAAGACUCUAGAUCAACACCAAUCAGAUUGGAAACUUUAAGACUCUCUCACGAAAAUCUAGAUUCAUUGGAGACAUCAAGAAAAGAGUUGAAAGACAUCAACGAUGCAUUAGAGAGGCAAUUAUCAAAACCGUUUGUUGAAAAACAUUUUUCAUCCUCCAAUAUUUUGUGGUUCUUGACGAGUUUAAUCUUAGUUGGUCUGGUGCUAACCAUUCAACAUUGGAUUCGCAAAAUUCGAACGAAAACUACCAGUCCUGCAUCCACAACGGUCCGUUUCAUGGCAGCUUCCGAAAGUAAAUCCGAGGUCAAGUCCGAAAAUACCGAGUCACCACCAACUGGAGUUGUAAAGACUUUUCAAACCAAUAGAGGAGAGUGUGACCCGCAGAAUUGCAAAAUUUUCUUUUAUAAUUAAUUUUAACAUAAAUGCGAUGCGUGCUUGUUUUUUUUUCUGUUAAUUAGGUACUUUAAAUUUCCGAUAUUGUAUCAUUUUAUUUUUAUUUUUUUUGUAUUCAUUCAUUUUUUUAUAUUGCAACAAAAAUGAACAAUUUCAAGGGGGGAGGGAUGUUAUGAUCCAAAAUGACUAAGUCAUGCUGACUCAUGCAUCCCCAAACCUUGUUGAUAUCAAGACUGAUAACAAAGUAUAUAUAUACAGGCAAUUAGAAUAAAAAUAUGAAUCUGAAUCUCAAUCUCUUCAUGUUCUAGUGUAGUGUUAGUUUUAAUAAACAUAUUCAAGAAA
Tribolium castaneum (red flour beetle) is the source of this 3083-nucleotide messenger RNA. RefSeq names its product iris (gene Iris). The record is from RefSeq and is a predicted model, not a curated record. The transcript has a single exon. The coding region runs from base 1488 to 2759 and encodes 423 amino acids. Lineage: Eukaryota; Metazoa; Arthropoda; Insecta; Coleoptera; Tenebrionidae.